ACUUCCCCAGAGGACUUUAAAUCGGUCUUUCAGCCACCAGCUAGGGCAAGACGGAAGCUGGAGUCCCUGGGGACGGCCCAGGCCCUCUGUCCUCCCGAGCUCAGUCCAGUUCUGCUGGGUUCUCAGGACUCACAGACAAGACUUCAGUGACAUGGACAGUCGCAGGGGAACCUGUUGAUAGGACAUUUAUGUACUGAGCACCUACUAUGUGCAGGCCCGCCGACCUGACCUUGGGAGAUGAGGUUUUCAGCCUCGUGGAACUCACAUUCUCGGGGGACCAAGAACAAGAAGCGGAUCCUCUGAUGAUAUGGACGCAGAGAGAGACGCUCUGCAGAGCACGGCCUACCCCGAAGUGCAGACCUUCUGCCAGAAACACGGCCUGGCGUUUGAGGUUGUUGAUCUGAGGUGGGGUAUUCGGAACACGGAGGCCACGGAUCACAUGACCCCAGACCUGUGCUUGGAGGAGCUUGACCGGUGUCAGAAAACAUCCAUAGGACCAGCUUUUGUGGCCCUUGUAGGUGACCAGUAUGGCCCCUGCCCUGUCCCUGCACUGAUCGAGGAGAAGGAGUGGGAGGCACUGAAGUCUCAGCUGACCGCCAGACCACGUGACCUGGAGCUGGUGGCUCGGCACUUCCGGAGGGACGACAACGCUGUGCCCCCCGCCUACAUCCUACAGGUCCUGGGGGCCAGGGAGGCCCGAGGGCCCGAGGAGGCCUCUCUGACCUCUGUCCUACGCUUGGGAGCCCAGGAGGCCUGGAGGCUGGGCCUUCUCACUCAGGAGCAGUGGCACCGCUACCAUCGGUCAGUCCUCGAGUGGGAGAUAGACCAGGGCGUGCUAAGCUCCGCAGACGGGGACCGGGGAGCCACCGUCUUCUUGCGACAAAUCCAAGACCUCAACAGACACAUCCUGGAAGACUGCGCCCUCAAGAUGGUAGACCGGCUUCCAGAUGGUUGCCUGGACGCCGAUGCCCAGAACCUUCUCAGCAGCCUCAAAGGACGCAUCGCGGAUGCCCGGCCUGGCGUCCUCAAAUCCCACCAUGUACCAUGGAGCCGUGACCUGGUGAACCCCAAGAACAAGGCUCAUGCCCGCUACCUGAAGGAACUGAGUGAGCAAUUCGUGGCCAGGGCCAAUCACCAGAUCCUCGAACACCUCCGUGAGCUGGAGGCGGCCCGACAGGAGUUGACGUGGCUCUACCAGGAGAUCCGUCACCACCUCUGGCAGAGCGCAGAGGCCACCCGGAACUUCUGUGGACGCCAGGAGCUCUUGGCCCAAUUUGGGCAAUGGCUCAGGCUGAAUGACAGCAACCCCCAUACCCCUCUGGUGGUGUACGGACCCCCGGGCAUCGGGAAGACAGCCUUGAUGUGCAAAAUGGCUGAGCAAGUGCCCGGGCUACUAGGCCACAAGACGGUGACCAUCCUGCGGCUGCUGGGGACAUCGCAGAGGAGCUCAGAUGACCGUAGUCUGCUCAAGACCAUCUGCUUUCAGGUGUGCCUGGCCUACGGGCUGCCCCUGCCCCCGGCUCAGGUCCUGGAUGUCCACAACAGGGUGGUCCAGUUUUUCCAUGCCCUGCUCCACACCGUCUCCUGCAGAAACUUUGAGUCCCUUGUACUCCUCCUAGACUCCAUGGACGACCUGGAUUCUGUCCACCCCACUCAGAGGAUCCCCUGGCUGCCUCUCAAGUGCCCCCCGAGAGUACAUCUCAUCCUUUCAGCUUGCUCAGGGGAGCGGGGAAUUUUAGACACCCUGCGGCAGACGCUCAAGGACCCCGAGGCUUACUGGGAGGUCAAGCCCCUUUCUGGAAACCAAGGACAGGAGAUGAUCCAGGUCUUGUUGGUGGCCGCGAGGAGGACACUCAGCCCCGUGCAAAGGGACCUGCUCUGGGCUAGUCUCCCAGAGUGCGGGCACCCAGGGAGGUUGAGGCUGGCCUUCGAGGAGGCCCGGAAAUGGGCCUCUUUCACAGUCCCGGCCCCUUUGGUCACAACCGCGGAAGAAGCAACGCACCAGGUCUGUGUGCGCCUGGAGCAGACCCACGGGCAGCUGCUGGUGGCUCGAGUGCUGGGCUAUCUUGUGUCUUCCCGGCACGGUCUCUCAGAGGCGGAGCUGAAGGACGUCUUGUCCUUGGACGACGAGGUGCUGCAGGCCGUGUACCAGGACUGGACUCCACCCAGCAAGGAGCUGCUGCGCUUCCCACCCCUGCUCUGGGUGCGGCUUCGUCGCGACCUGGGUAACUGCUUAACCAGGCGGCCAGUAGAUGGCGCCACGCUCCUGGCCAUCUCCCAUAGACAGCUGGCCAAGGUGAUCCGUGAGCGUUACCUGUCAGGACCAGAAAGAGCCAAAAGGCACAGUGUCUUGGCCGACUUCUUCUCGGGAGCCUGGAGCCAGGGCACCAAGAAACUCAUCACCCUCCCACUUGUGGGGAAGCCCCUGAAUUUGGACCGUAAGGUGGCCCCUCAGCCCCUGUGGUUCUCAGACACAGUCGCCAACCUGAGGAAGCUGAAGGAGUUGCCCUAUCACCUGCUCCACUCAGGACGCUUGGAGGAGCUGAAGCAGGAGGUGCUGGGCAACAUGAGCUGGAUUUCCUGCCGGGGCAUGUCUGGGGGCAUUGAAUGCCUGCUGGACGACUUCGACAUGUGUGCCCCUCACGUGGACUCUCCUGAGGUCAGCUUGAUCCGUGAGGCCCUCCAGCUCUGCCGCCCUGCUGUGGAGCUCCGUGGCAUGGACAAAAGCAUCCUGUACACCGAACUGCUGGCCAGACUCCAUUUCUUCGCCACCUCCCAUCCCGCACUGGUGGGGCAACUGUGUCAGCAGGCCCAGAGCUGGUUCCGGGUGUGUCCGCACCCAGUGCUGGUACCCCUCAUAGGAUUCCUCCAGCCCCCAGGAGGACCCCUCCGGGCGACUCUCACUGGCUGUCAUAAAGGCAUCACUGCCAUGGCAUGGGGCCCGGAAGAGAAACUGCUGGUCGUCGGCACCCAGGAUGGUAUCGUGGCCGUGUGGGACAUGGAGGAGCAGCAGGUGGUCCACGUUCUAACUGGGCACACAGGAGAGGUGAGGUACGUGAACGUGUUUGCAGAAGGGACGCUGGCCCUCUCCGCCUCGAAGGACCACACGUUACGCUUGUGGGACUUACUUACCGGCCAGGAGAAAUUCACCAUUUGGGAUGGAGGCUCCAAAACUGCCACGGAACCGCAGAUCUGGAGCGUUCAUGUGGACGAAACAAAGAAAGUUGUGUAUUCAGCACACAGUUCAAAGAUCAGCGCCUGGCGUCUGGAAACCGCAGAACUGGUUUUCCGUAUCCUGGGGGAUGCGGCGGAUCCCUGGAUGUGCGCGGGCGUGGUGGCUUCUCAGGCCAGGCUGCUGACAGUGUCUGAGGGUGGCGUGGUCAGUCUGUGGUGCUCAGCCACGGGAAAGCUGGAGGGGAAGAAAGCUUUGUCCAGCGUCCAAGGAGAGACACCCACGUGCGCGGUCUCGGUCCAGAAACCAGGGAAGAUGAUUAUCGGGUUUAGCGACGGCUCCGUGUCCUUGGUGUUCUCCGAAGGCGACAGAUUGCUCGAGAAGCUUCCAGAUGCUGUGGGGUUCCUGGUGGUCUCUGAAGAUGAGUCCCUUCUUGCUGCAGGCUUCGGGAGAUCCGUGCGGAUAUUCUUAGCUGAUUCUCAGGGCUUUCACCGAUUCAUGGCCACUGACCUGGAACACGAUGACGCAGUCGAGACGGCCGUUUUUGGUCCUGAGAACAACCUGAUCGUCACGGGGUCCCGUGAUGCGCUUAUUCAGGUUUGGAACCUUUCGGAGCAGGGGACCCUGAUGGACAUCCUGGAAGGUGUGGGAGCCCCCGUGACACUGCUGGCCCGAGGUGGGGUUUUAGUGGCUUCUGCUUCCCAGCAAUCCUCCUCGUUCAAAGUCUGGGACCUCGCCUCUGCCCAGAAGCCACGGGUUUCCACUCCCUUUCUGGACCGUACCGGCCUCACCGCGGUGUCCCACAAUGGAAGCUUCGUCUACUUUCCCAGAAUUGGGGACAAAAACAAAGUCACCAUCUGGGACUUGGCAGAAGGUGAGGAACAAGAUGCCCUGGACACUUCCAACGAGGUCAGGUGUCUGGAGGUCGCGGAGCAGGCCAAACUCCUUUUCACCGGCCUUGUUUCGGGGAUCGUCCUCGUGUUCCCCCUGAAUUCCAGGCAGGAUGUCAUCUGCAUCCCCCCUCCUGAAGCCCGGAAAGCCAUUAACUGCAUGUCCCUGAGCAAAAACGAGGACCGUCUGGCCAUCGCCUAUGACAACAUCGUCUUAGUGCUGGACAUCAGCCCCGGGGACCCAUGUCCGGUCAUUGGUGGGCCCACGUACACCUUUUAUACCCAGCUACCUGAGACCAUCUGCAGCGUGGCCGUGUUGAGCGACUACCGCGUGGUCUACGGCAUGACCAAUGGCGAUGUUUUUCUUUACGAGUGUGCGAAUUCGAAAGUGUUCCCGUUGGAGGCCCACAGGAGCCGGGUCACGUGUGUGGAGGUGGGCCACACGGAGCAGCUGGCUGUCAGCGGAUCCGAGGAAUCCCUGCUGUGCCUUUGGGACCUGCAGGCGUGCAAGUGGAAAUUUGAGAUGAGCUACACGAGUUCUUACUGCAGAGGGGUCCAGUGCGCGUGCUUUUCCAAGGAUGACAAGUACGUGUACGCGGGCUUGAAGGAUCGCUCCGUAAUCGUUUGGAGUGCGCUGGAUGGUACCCUGCUGGCUGUCCAGUUCGUCCACGCGGUGGUGAACAGGAUCAUCCCAACUGCCAAUGGUUUCCUCGCCCCCACCAGACAUGGCUACGUCAUCCGAGAGCGUUUCCAGUGCCCUUCAUCAAGAUCCUCUCAGCAGGACCCCCUCAAGAACUUCAAGAAGGCAGUGUGGAUGGUCAAAUCCAGGCAGAGAGAGGAGCUGGCUGCAGCCAUGGGAGCACCCCAGGACGGGUCAGAGAGCACCCAGGAAAAUGAAUCCAAAUCAAAUAAACGCUCCCAAGUCUGCCUACUGGUCUAGAAAUACCGCCUCCCUGGAAGGAUGGAGCUCCGAUGAGUUAGCCUUGUUUAAUCCGGUUGAAGCAAAAAGAAUAUAUUUUCUGGGGUAUAUUUGAGCCCACGAUCUCAGAUUCCAAGACCUAGACCUCACCUCUCCCCAACUUUUCAUUUCUCUUCUUUUAUUUAUUUUUUUUAAGACGUUUUGGCCUCAGGGUGC
This is a messenger RNA of Tupaia belangeri chinensis (Chinese tree shrew), 5197 nucleotides long. RefSeq names its product NACHT and WD repeat domain containing 1 (gene NWD1). Gene Ontology annotation, molecular function: protein binding. The record is from RefSeq and is a predicted model, not a curated record. NCBI's taxonomy places the organism in Eukaryota, Metazoa, Chordata, Mammalia, Scandentia, Tupaiidae. Bases 308 to 5002 code for a protein of 1564 amino acids. The transcript has 19 exons.